Drosophila takahashii is the source of this 969-nucleotide messenger RNA. Its product is annotated as probable palmitoyltransferase ZDHHC24. Gene Ontology annotation, molecular function: palmitoyltransferase activity. The record is from RefSeq and is a predicted model, not a curated record. NCBI's taxonomy places the organism in Eukaryota, Metazoa, Arthropoda, Insecta, Diptera, Drosophilidae.
CGGCUGUCAGUUUCUUGUUUAUAUGUCUCACUCAAUUCAAGUCGCUUCCUUAAAUCUUACGUUUAAAUAUUCAGAUCAAAUAUAUAUUUAAUAUCCCUAGCCAUGUGCAUCGUGGUAACUUACUGCGAAUAUUAUGCCCAUCGCUUUCCCAAGAAGUUCGUGCAGAUAGUUCAUCCUCUGUCGACAAUCUUUGUGGUGGGAACAAUUGUAUUUUUCUUCUGGAUGCAGAUGUUUUUAAUUGCACCUCAAGUGUACAACGACUUCGGCUACAAGCUCUUAUGGAUCGUGGUCAUCUUUAUAAUGCACAACAUUUUGGGAAACUGGAUAGCCUGCUAUAGAACAAACUCGUCGGUGGAGAUUUUGCCCAAGGAAUCCCAAGUUCCCGUUCCAGAGAAGGAACACCUGUGGCGUUUUUGCGACACCUGCAACAAGCUGAUGCCCCCGAGAUCCUGGCACUGUGCAUUGUGUAAUUGCUGCAUUUUGAGGCGAGAUCAUCACUGCAUCUUCAUGGCCACUUGCAUCGGACUCAAUAACCAGCGAUAUUUCAUCUGGUUCGCUUUUUAUUCGACAUUUGCCUUGAUCCUAAGCUUUGCCACCUUUGUCAUUUACUUUGCAAGAGUUGGCUGCAGCACUCUUCUCAGCCCGGAUAUUUUUGUCAUUCUUCUGCUUAAUUGCAUUUGCGGCGUGCAGCGCGAUAGGUCGAAAGAGAGUUUGUUUCAGACCACGGUCUUCCUAUUCAAUAUUGUCGUCCUCCUAAUUCCCGGCUCCAUGCUGGCCUAUCAAAUUCAGAUUUUGUGGCGCAACUCUUGUUACUAUAAAAUCAACGAUAGUGCCUACGAUUUGGGUUUCCUAAAGAACUGCAAGCUUAUUUUGGGCCAACGUGGCCUCUGGACAUUUCUAUCGCCCUUCCUGAAGAGUCCUUUGCCUCACGAUGGUACAAAGUGGGAAAUGAUGCCACAAUCCAAUUAA